Messenger RNA from Colletotrichum truncatum, 1065 nucleotides. RefSeq names its product enoyl reductase. Lineage: Eukaryota; Fungi; Ascomycota; Sordariomycetes; Glomerellales; Glomerellaceae. The record is from RefSeq and is a predicted model, not a curated record. Gene Ontology annotation, molecular function: oxidoreductase activity, acting on NAD(P)H.
AUGACCGGCAACUUUACCCCGCCAGCUACCCAGAAGGCCGUGGUCCUCGGCGACCAGGACAAGCCCAUCAUCAAGGCCGACGCGCCAUGCCCGAGACUUUCUCCGGACCAGGUCCUUGUCCGGACUGAUGCCGUGGCACUCAACCCCAGCGACACCAAGAUGAGAGGGGGGUUUGCCAUACCCUUCGGUACCCUGGGGGCAGAUUUCGCCGGCACCGUGUUGGCCGUGGGAUCCGCGGUUGAGGAUGUCGCCGUCGGUGACAGGGUCUGUGGGGCCCAGAACAUCAUGUUCAAGGCCACGCCUGAGCAAGGCGCCUUCGCUGAAUACAACGUCACCAGGGGCAGGACAUGGAUGAAGGUUCCUGACUCGUGGACCAUCGAGGCCGCCGCAUCGCUACCUGUCGGUGUGAGCACCGCCGGUCUAGCGAUGAAGUUGCUAGGCAUACCAUUGCCAGGAGAGCCGGCGGUUGAGCCGGCCACCGUGCUAGUCUAUGGUGGCAGCACUGCAACCGCGACGAUAGCAAUGCAGCUGAUACGCAUGGCCGGCUGCACUCCCAUUGCUACAUGCUCCCCCAAGCAUUUCGACUUGGCAAAGAGAAACGGCGCAGCGGAGGUCUUUGACUAUCGCGACGAAGGAUGCGCGGAGAAGAUUCGCAAGUAUACAAAGGGAAACUUGAAGUACGCCCUCGACUGCAUUGUCAACGUCGAGUCAACGACGGCGUGCUUCAAGGCCAUCGGCCGCGCUGGCGGCAAUUACGUGGCGCUCGACCCCUUCCCGGUUAACGCUGCGACGCGGAAGAUGGUGAAGACAGCGUUUGUGGUCGGCCCACUCAUCUUUGGUGAAGGUUGUACAUGGCCCGAGCCGUAUGGGAGAGAGCCGUCCGAGGAGAUGCGUCAGUUCGGCGUCAAGCUGUGGCAAGUCGCCCAUGACCUGGCCGAACAAGGAAAGUUGCAACACCACCCAUUGCGGAUUGUGGAUGGUGGAUUUGAAGCGAUCGUUGAUGGCCUGAAACUAGUUGCGCAGGGACAGGUCUCUGGGGAGAAGAUUGUGGUUCGUAUGACCUAG